AUGGAUAAAAAAAAAGUCGACGCAUCGGGGAAAGUACGGAACGCAACCAUCAACAACUGCACUGCGCUGCACUGGCACAGGGAUCUACAGGUCUACCAAUCCUUUCCAAACCAGGUACCGUACCACGACCAGCACUUGGCCCCAUCUCUACCCGUGCUCCCGGUAGCCUUACCAGACGGGGUACAUCAGCAGCGAAUCUCGCAUCUCCGCGGACAACCAAAAAUAUUUGCUAGUUCUAUCGAGCAAUUAUUACCCCAGCGUUUCCUCAUUGGCUCCAACUGCACCCAACUCCAUCCUUUGCUCACCACAACUACCGAUCCCCAUGUACCUUCACCGAAAAAUCUCGCCACGCCGGGAGCGAUUCGCCAAAAUGCAUGGAAGCUCGUUAAAUUUGUCUCUUUUGGUUUUGUCUAUUCCUUAAUUUUUUCCGCCUAAUUCUAUGGAGUGAAUCUCAACCACUGAGCUUCCAACGUGAGACCCCCUUGAUCGCAAUGCCAAGACCCACGUGGAUAUUGUAUGGCGAGGCGGUUGGAUACUCGGGCCUGCAGCACAAAGGAGUCAGAGAGAAAGAGGGUCAAUUUCAAGGUCGGCCCUGCACAAAUCAGGUGUCAAAAUUGGCGGCCGGCCGCAAGAGUUAGCCCGAACCCCCGAUUUCCAUUCCAGUUCCAACGUUAUCCACUUGGAAUUCGACGUCCCGUGACUUGACCUCCCGCCGGCUGGUUGGGUAGGAGUGGCUCUCGGUGUUCAAACACGAUUCCGUGGUGCGCUGUAUGCCCAGCAAAAUUAGUCGACUGCUAUCAAAGAUAUCGUCGGUCUAGGCUGGUCUUUUACCCCUGAAAAGGGAGACAAAGCUACGGAAACGGGCUAAGAGCCCGAACCCCUCCCGUGUCUCUCACCUUACCCCGGAAAACGUCAUGCAGGGAGCCCCUCGGGAUUCGGUCAUGCGGCUCACCAUGGAGGGGGCAAAGAGAGGAGAGGAGGAUCUUACCGUCACCGCUUGUCCUAUUUCUCUUUGUCACGGGGGGCGAUAUUUGCUUGCCACGUCUAUCGGCCUUGGCUUGCUGCGGCGGCUCCGUUCGGGCUUGUAAAGCACUAAUGGCGAGGUGGCGUGUUCGACAAGCCCAUGUUUUGAGGAGUCCGUCCCGAGCCCAUCGCCGCGUUCGAAAUGCCCUCGUUGGAGCUCAUGGUCUGCAAGUCAAGCACGUCAUUUGCUUGCGAAGGCUUGUCGAUUGUGGGUUCUGACCAGAUGUAGAUACGAGCGAGCGAAUGGGCACACACUCUCUCUCUCUUCUAGACUAGCCACGAUGGUCAUGCCCAGAGCACUGGACAUGCAACCUGCUCAGCAUCCCGAGUUGUUAGCCGUCAGCUCGUCAACCUACCCUGCAUUCAAAAGAGAUAGACCCUGACUCCUGAAUAUUGACAUCCGAGUGGAUAUUCUGAGCUGUACAGCGGUGUGCAUUGUGUGCUGUUAUACGGGGUAUCAUCGCGUUGCGCCGGGUUGCAUCGGAUCGAGCUCAUGCGGCCAAGGACCAGCGAGCAUGCGAUCCCCUGCCAUGACUUUAAAGUUUAAGACACAUGGGGGCCAUGGACCGAAUACAACCACGAUAAGAGCGACAAGAGCGGCAAGAUUCGAGUUGCAUUGCCCUCGGCGUUUGGGCCAGUUCGUGGUAGGUCCUUUGAGGGCCCCGCUUCAUGACUGGCACGCACCAAACGACGCUUUUGGAGGCUCGGUGCUGAUAAAAUUUAGCUCGGCAAGGCACGUGCGUUGGCCCGGGCCGACAACCUGUCUCUGUGCCAAGCAGUUUCGGGAAGGCGGAUGGAAUAAAUUGGUUGGACUCGUGAGCCGGACCGAACAUUGGUUUCUAUCGGCGACCGAUGGGCUCGGUGCCGGAUGAGCAACGUGUUGCCCCUGUGACAAAUCACAGCUCGAUGAUAGAUGCGAAUAGGCAAGCCUCGAGACGUGCGAUGAUACUUUGUUGGAGCGAUUUCAUACGGUCUAUGCUUCGAAUCGACUGGACUUGAUUUUUCCGACUUUGAACGUAGGGGAUAACAUCAAUGCCGUGGCCAUAAACAGGCCCUAGUCAUAAUUAAGUAUUUUGUCUUG
This is a messenger RNA of Pyricularia oryzae 70-15, 2104 nucleotides long. RefSeq lists its product as uncharacterized. NCBI's taxonomy places the organism in Eukaryota, Fungi, Ascomycota, Sordariomycetes, Magnaporthales, Pyriculariaceae. The transcript is spliced from 2 exons. The record is from RefSeq and is a predicted model, not a curated record. The coding region runs from base 1 to 435 and encodes 144 amino acids.